Messenger RNA from Rotaria sp. Silwood2, 1045 nucleotides. Lineage: Eukaryota; Metazoa; Rotifera; Eurotatoria; Philodinida; Philodinidae. The record is from the annotation of a GenBank genome assembly.
AAUGACUAAUAUAAAUACUAUCUCCAACAUUAUAAUUAAAGAUACAAAUAUUGGUUUUGCUAUUAAUACACUGAAUAAAGAUUUACAAGAGGCUAAUCAUAUCAGAAAUAAAGCUAGUAAUCAACUGAGGGAAAUACCUAAUAUUGGUAAAAUAACUAUAGCUUUAACUAAUAGUCGAGAUGUAACAAAAACUUCCAAUAAGGUUAAAGUUAAACAUCUUAUUGAAGGCGUAAAAAAAAUAAUAUUAGUGGCUUCUGGUAAAGGUGGAGUUGGGAAAUCCACUAUAACAGCAUUAAUCGCAGAACAAUUGAAUAUGGAUGGGUAUAAAGUAGGAAUAAUGGAUGCAGAUAUUUAUGGCCCGUCAAUUCCCCAUAUAUUCGGCGUUAGCGAUGUACCAGAGAUCCUUAAUAACAAGAUGAAGCCUUUAGAAUCAAGAAAUAUUAAAAUUAUUUCUAUUGGAUUACUCAUUCACCAUCAUUCGGCAGCUAUUUGGCGCGGCCCUGUGGCUAGUAAAACAAUUUAUCAACUUUUAUCUUUAACUGAUUGGAAGGGGUUAGAUUACCUAAUUAUUGAUAUGCCACCAGGCACUGGAGAUAUACAUUUAAGUAUUUUAGAAAAUUAUCAAUUAGAUGGGGUAAUAAUAGUCACUACGCCUCAAAAAAUGGCACAAAUAGAUGUGGGAAGAUCAAUUGAUUUAUAUAGAAAAUUUAAUUUACCAAUUCUAGGCAUUAUAGAAAAUAUGAGUUAUUUAGUUGAGCCUGGAUCUCAAAAAAUCAUUCAAACAUUUAGCCAAAAUCCGGGGGGGAGAUUUUGCUGCAGAACAUAAUAUUCCUUUCAUAUGUAAAAUUCCCCUUGAACCAAGAUUAUCCUAUAAUUGCGAUAAUAGUAUUACUCUAACUGGUAUAAUUAAUUUACCACUUAAAGGCUUUAUUUAGCCUUUUUAGGUAAUCUAUAUAUUCAUUUCUAUAUCUCCCUCACUGGCUUAAAGCGUUUCUUUGCGCUCAAGAUAUUUAGCCUACGUAAUAAAUUAAUGAGAGAGUUUGAU